AUGCCACUGAUUUAUAUUAAGAUUUUAGCCGUCGCAUAUGUUAUAGGCUUUAGUGGCAAUUGCAGAUAUUUUGUCUUUGGGGCAGCAAGAAUAAAUGAAAGUUGUGUUACACAUGACAAUACCAGCUGCAGUGUAUGCUGUGCUAGUUCAAAAUGCCAUAAUGAUGGUAAUUUUCCUAAUGCAUGUGUAGAUGGAUGUAUAGAUGGUCAUAGAGGUUCUAGAUGCUAUGAGCUUUGCAAAUUUACAUGCAAAUCUUGUUAUCAUGGUGUAAGUUACUGCGAUUCAUGCUUUGACGGAUAUUCCCUAGGACCGAAUAAUGAUUGUAAAUCAAAGUGUCCAUCCAACUGUGAAACCUGUACUUCUGAUAUUAACUGUACAACUUGUAAAGAUGGAUUCGUCAAUAAAGACGGAAACUUUGAUUGUAGAUAUUCAAAUUGUCCUGAAAAUUGUCAUUGCAAUUUUUCGACAUGUGUAAUGUGCAAAGAUGGGUUUUUUGACACAAAAGAAUCAUGCAUGAAUAAAUGCCCGGACAAUUGCUCUAGUUGUUCAACAUAUACGGAUUGUAAUUCCUGUAAAGAUGGAUUUUAUAGCAGUGUUGACCAGAAAGUAUGUUCAAAGUCAUGCUACAAAGAUUGUAAAAGUUGCUCCUCGCAUGAUAAUUGUUUGAACUGUAAUUCUGGAAAGUUUGGUCGUCAAUGUCAGAAUAAUUGUUCAAUUGGUUGCAACGAUUAUGUUUGUUCCAUUGAAAUUGGAGAAUGUAAUUGCUUACCUAACUUUGAUGGUAAAAGUUGUUCAGUCUGUGUACCAGGAUCUUUUGGUACUUCGUGUAACAAGACAUGUCCCGAUAAUUGUAAAAACAAUGUAUGUGGGAGAACUCUCGGAAACUGUACAGAAGGAUGUAAAUCAGAUACCAUGUCUGGCAGUUACUGUGAAAAGUGUAUUGUUAGAAAAUAUGGGUUAAACUGUGAGAACAAUUGCUCGGAAAAUUGUUUAGAUGGAAAGUGUGACAAGGAGAACGGCACGUGUUCCGCGGGUUGUAAGAAUGGUUUCAAAGGAACAUUUUGUUUGGAAUGUGUUAAGGGUAAAUAUGGAGGGGAAUGUCAUGGCGACUGUCCAGAUACUUGUAAGGACAUUAGAUGUGAGAAACAGUCUGGGCAUUGCUUUAAAUGUAAGGAACAUUUUGAGGGAAUGAUGUGUGAUUACUGUAAACAUGGCUUCUAUGGCUCAGAAUGUAAACUAGACUGUUCCUCAAAUUGUAUGAAUGUUUCCUGUAAUAAAGAUUCUGGGAAGUGUAACCUGGGAUGUAAGAAUGACUACUCUGGAGAUAUGUGUUGUUUAAACAACAAGAAUUGUUUAUACUGUGCAAAUACCACAGUUUGUCGUGAAUGUAAAUCUGGGUACUUUGGUCAAUUCUGUAAUCAAACAUGCAGUGAUCUUUGUAUAAACAAUGAUUGUGAGAUAAAUACUGGUAUUUGCACAGAAGGAUGUAAAGCGUCUUCGCAAGAUGACAUAAUUUGUGUUCGAAGUCAAGUCAGCUUUGCAUUUCUGUCUUUCAGAAAUAGGCGAACUGAAAAUCCGGCUAAUAAAAGAAGAAACAGACCCGGAUCAAAGAAAGACGAACAUGUUUAUGAGAAUUUCAAAGAAACAGAACUGAUUGACAAUAUUCAGGAGGAAGAAAAUGCAGAUAACUCUGUAUUUGUGUCUGUUGAUAUUGAUGAAAUUCAUACAGAUACAAAAUCUGGAAAGGUAACAAAGCCUAAUAACGCCUAUCAUCCCGAUGACUCAGCAGAUGCAUCUGACAAUGAUGAAUAUGACGGUCCAUUUGAUUUAGAUAACCAUAGAGUGAAAGUUACAGAUCUAUUUUCGUAUGUCACCAAGAGACACCCAGAUUCUUUUUCAAGUGAAUUUAUGAAUCUCGCUGAAGAUCUAGAUUUAACAAAACAUUGCACCGUUGCCAUGAAACCAGAAAAUAUUUUCUUUAAUAGGUACAACAGCUUGUAUCCAUGUAA
Ruditapes philippinarum (Manila clam) is the source of this 2009-nucleotide messenger RNA. Its product is annotated as multiple epidermal growth factor-like domains protein 10. The record is from RefSeq and is a predicted model, not a curated record. NCBI's taxonomy places the organism in Eukaryota, Metazoa, Mollusca, Bivalvia, Venerida, Veneridae. The transcript is spliced from 6 exons. The annotation marks the transcript as partial. Gene Ontology annotation, molecular function: scavenger receptor activity.